Leptidea sinapis is the source of this 4738-nucleotide messenger RNA. RefSeq names its product protein kinase C and casein kinase substrate in neurons protein 1 (gene Synd). The transcript is spliced from 10 exons. Lineage: Eukaryota; Metazoa; Arthropoda; Insecta; Lepidoptera; Pieridae. The coding region runs from base 366 to 1949 and encodes 527 amino acids. The record is from RefSeq and is a predicted model, not a curated record. Gene Ontology annotation, molecular function: protein binding; phospholipid binding. Gene Ontology annotation, cellular component: endosome; plasma membrane; cytoplasm. Gene Ontology annotation, biological process: regulation of endocytosis; cytoskeleton organization; plasma membrane tubulation.
CUUUUAACAGUUUUCAACAACUCACAUUUACAAAUAUGGCCAAAGUGAAAUAUUUAGUGCAGAAAUAGAUGUAAUAUAAAUUAUUUUGAUAUUAAAGUACAUUGCAAACGUGUCAAAAACUAUUUAGCAUACUGAAACUGGUUUUAAGAUACUGCGUGCCGGUGAUACGAACGUACCAACUCGGUGAAAAUGUGCAGCGUUUGAAUAUUUGAGUGUUUUCUUAGCUGUGUGUAGAAUUACCUACGAAGUUGAUCUCGCGUCAGUCGCUAAAAAUAACAUUAGAUGAAGAAGUGAGUGCACUGCGUAGAUAAUCGUUAAUUGUACGUGUGAAUUCGAUACAAUGUCAUGAUAAGUUUCAUGCAAAGAUGAGGAAUAAGAGAGGUGCGAGAUGUCAGAGUAAAUUGCAUCGAUUGUUUUAUUCAUUUGGAGGGGCGGUGUGUGAGUGCCGCACCGCCAUGUCGCACCACAGCGACGAGCAGGCGCUGCUGAGCGUGACGUCGGACUCGUUCUGGGAGCCGGGCAACUACAAGCGGACGACCAAGAGGGUGGACGACGGCCACCGGCUGUGCGGGGAGCUGCAGGCGCUGGUUCAGGAGCGCGCCGACAUCGAGAAGACCUACGCCAAGAGUCUGCGCGGCUGGGCCAAGAAGUGGAACGACCUCAUUGAGAAAGGACCCGAGUACGGCACCAUGGAGGCGGCGUGGAAGGGCGGCAUGGUGGAAGCCGAGCGGCUAUCCGACCUGCACCUCACUGUGAAGGACCGCCUCGUCAACGAAGUCAUGUCACAGAUCAAGAACUGGCAGAAGGAUACCUAUCACAAGUCAAUGAUCCAGCUGAAAGAAAGGAAAGAGAUGGACGAAGCGUUCAAGAAAGCACAGAAGCCGUGGGCGAAGUUGCUGCAGAAGGUUGAGAGAGCGAGGCUGGAGUACCACACCGCGUGCAAGCAGGAGAGGACGGCGCAAAACCAGGAGAGGAAUGCGAGUGGGGAUAGUUCACUUAGUCCAGACCAGGUAAAGAAAAUGGCGGAACGCGUAUCAAAGUGUCGCGACGACGUGGCAAAGAGCCGGGAUAAGUACCAGGCGGCGCUUGCUGAGAUCACGUCGUACAACCCGCGCUACAUCGAGGACAUGACUGGUGUGUUCGACCGCUGCCAGCAGAUGGAGGCGCAGCGGCUGACCUUCUUCAAGGACGUGCUGUUCACCUUCCACAAGUGCCUCAACAUCAGCCAGGAUCCUACAUUACCACAAAUAUACGAAGAAUUCCACCACACAAUAAACAACGCCGAUCACCAGAAGGACCUCAAAUGGUGGGCAAACAAUCAUGGAAUUAAUAUGGCCAUGGCGUGGCCCCAGUUCGAGGAAUACACGGAGGAGUUCCGGGACAUCGCCAAGGGCAAGUCGAAGGAGAGCCUGCCGACCGGACCAAUCACUCUGCUGAACCAGCGGCCCGUCAGCGAAGACGAGCUUCCACCGAUCAUAAACAACAAGUCUAGCAAAGUCGCGAUGGAUCCGCCCAUUGUCAACAACACGGCGUCACAGAACAACACUGCCAACAAUACCAUAGACAAGAAAUCAAUCAGUGCACCAAUCGCUGUCACUAACGGAACAGCAACGGCGCCGAAAUCUAACAAGACAUCACCAGCCAAAGAGCCGAGUCGACAGCCACAGCAACAGCAGCAGCAGUCGCAGCAGCAACAGCAAGAGAACCCGUUCGAGGAAGAGGACUGGGACGAGGAGUCUGCGGGCGCGCUCACUGACACCGGCGAGCCGGGAGUGGCCGUACGAGCGCUCUAUGACUACACCGGGGCUGAGAGUGACGAACUGAGCUUCAGACAAGGUGAUUUAUUCGAAAAAUUAGAAGAUGAAGACGAGCAAGGCUGGUGUAAGGGCCGCAAAGAUGGACGGGUGGGACUGUAUCCAGCCAACUACGUGGAACCCGUAGGGCACUAACAGACGACAAGAGCGGGGCGACCGAGCACCCCAACGACCAUCGCCUCACACUCUGUUACGAUAUGAAGAUGGCGCUUGAAAGAUAGUGUAGCAGAAUGUACCAUUAUAAUUUUAACAACUAUUAAUUCAUAUCAUUGGUGAUGAGUCGGUCUUUCAUUUAAUUGAAAGACCGACUCAUCGUGCUCUAGAUUACCUAACUUACAACACCAAUAAAGUUAUAAUAAAAUCUUAUAUUUUAUUAUAAACACUUAUUAUUAAGUUAAAAAGAACUUAAUCGUGAAAAAUUGCUGUGUGUAGCAGCAAUUAAUCGCCCCCCAGUCAAGUAUUUACCAUCACAUUAUGAAAGAUUCACAUUCUUAAAACAAGUCGCAAAUUAAAUAAAUAUUCGUUAAUAGAGUUGUAAUGACGUAGACGAGAACUUCAAAGUUCAAAUGGAAUUUGUUCCAACAUGCACUAAACGUACUACCGCAAGAUGUAGUACUUAGUGUUCUGAAUAUAUACAAUAUACACACAUGUUGGCACGCACCUGCGUACCACAAUAACGUAGACGUACGCACUGGAUCGUUUCAUGCUACUAUUACCACUACUUACUCAUACAGGACUAACUAUAGUCCUGUAUGAGUGAUCGAAUGAAUAAUAAAUAAUCCGGUGUAAUUAACAAUCAAAUAUUUAUUUAAAAAUGUUAAAGUGUUGUACGAAUAAUUUGGACUAUUUUUUAUUGUUUAUAUUCAAAAUAAGCCAAUUCGCCGAAAACACCAAUGGCAUAUACAAUAUAAUCAGAAAUAUUUAUUUUGUUUUGAAUAAUUUUAUACUUUAUUACGAUGAUUGUAAGUAAUUCACAACUAUACAUAAAAUAACGACGUAAACUUAUUUUCAUAAAAUAUAGUUGCUCUUAUUUUCAUAUAAGUUUUUUCCUUGGCCUAGAGAUAAUAUGUUAAAGAUUUGACGUGGUCUUGAAAAUUUAUAUAUUAUUGCAAAUAUAUUUUAUAGUUCGUUAGAAAGUGCAUGAAGUUAGUUACGAUUUUAUUAAUUUGCUAGAACACUCGUAAACGGUUUAUAUUUUACAGAUAAAAUUCGUGCAAAUAUAUAUAUGGAGAGAUAUAACGUUUAUUUUAUUGGGGAAAAAUUCGCCAAUUAAUUAUUAUUUAUUUAUUAUCAGAAUGUUUUACACCGCACGAGUCUUAAAUCAUAAAGAAUUGCUUAAUUUCUCACGAUACCAUUGUAACGUUAAAACGGACAAAUCUGUGAGAGAUAAAGUGGUUGAGCGGCCAUUAAUUGUUUCCUUCCAGAAGUAGGCCACAUACUGUAUCUCUUUCUAGAGAUCGAACAAAUUUUGUACGUGUAUUGCUUAGUCCAUUGUCUGGAAGUAAUGUUAAAAUGACGACAAGGCCGUAAAACAAACAGGAAAAUAAAAUUUGGGUUUCCAUUUUGGAGUUCUCCGGCAUUGGUCAAUAUUUAAUUGUAGACACAACAGCGCCCCUAGUGGAAUUUUGUGUUACUAAUAUUUCCAUUUAAGUAUUUGACGCUGAGAGUUGAUCGUAGAAGAAUAAAGAGACGUGAAAGGCGGAACUAAUAUUGAUUGCAAUGAGGACAGUGUAUCUACUACUUUGGACCUAAUUGUAAGUGAGGGAUUGACUGUAUUCGUAACUGAGAAAGUAACUUAGAAUAUAAUCUCAUACGGCAUCAAAACUGGCGGAUUUUAUGAAUUGGACUUCAAUAUUCACCUUAGAAUUACGUACACGCGUGUGUACAUAUAAAAUGAUAAAAUGAAUGAAAUUUACAUUUUGUGUAUUUAAUGUUUUAUCAUUUUGUGCGUCAGUUUUGGUUAAAAUGUAAGAAUGGUGAAUUUAAUAAGAUUUGAUUAUUUUGACCAGGAGGUGGAUGGAAUAGUUACCGAUUCUCAUGUGACGACAUAAAAAUAUUAUUAAGUUCAAAAUCAGAAAGUAGAAAGGUCAGUUGUGGUUACUUCGGAUGUGAAAAUUAAAUUUUUCUUAAAAUAUAAUAUGAUCAAAUAACUGCGUGACCUGUAUAAUACUUUCAAAUAGAUGUUUGAUUCAAAUAAUAACAGUUUUUGCAAUAAACGAAUACCCUAGUAAGGUUUUGUACAUAAUAUACAAAUAAAUAAACGGUACUAAACCGUAUGAACCGUAGUCGCCCCGUCGUGGUAUGUGAAAGUCGUCGCCAUAUCUGCGAUGUCACAUCGUGGAGAAAUAAGUAACUUAGAGAAGCCAAAAAUAUCGUAACAGUCGUACGCGCAUCGUGCCGUGUGACGUCAUAGUACACGCGCGUCAACUCUGUACAUACACAGUUACAUAAACGUCUUGAGUAUAGAUUAUUUAUUACCUGAUGUAUAUAAAUGUAUAAUUUGGGGCGCGACAAAUGGCCCCCCUGUACGCGUAUGGCCUAAAUAGGCCUAAUAAACGAAUAUAUAGCUUAUGCGAGGUGCUAUGUUUCUGUUACCCGCUUACAGUGGCGCCAUCUUGUCGCUGUAGAUAUAACCUUAAUAUAUUGAUAAUGUAUUCCUUUUACUUUUCUUUUUUACCUCGUUUUAAAUUGUUGUGUACGUAUUGUAAUCUAUAGUUAUAGAAACUGGAGUCAUUUUAGUCGAGGCUGAGUUGUAACACUUGACUUGUGAUGUGCGGUAGAUGUAGGAUUAUUGUUUUGUUUGUUAUAGGUUGGGAGGCCGCUGUGAAAUUCAUUGUAUUAUAUUAUUAUCAGAGAGAUGGUGGGCAUGGACCACUUAUGUUAAUAUAUUAUUAAUAUUUGGUAAAAUAAAUUGUUACAUAUGA